Messenger RNA from Quercus robur (English oak), 687 nucleotides. RefSeq names its product putative disease resistance RPP13-like protein 1. The record is from RefSeq and is a predicted model, not a curated record. The coding region runs from base 1 to 687 and encodes 228 amino acids. The transcript has a single exon. Gene Ontology annotation, molecular function: ADP binding. Lineage: Eukaryota; Viridiplantae; Streptophyta; Magnoliopsida; Fagales; Fagaceae. Gene Ontology annotation, biological process: defense response to other organism.
AUGGGCAAGACCCCUCUUGCUCGACUCAUUUACAAGGAUCACAGAGUAACUGAACAUUUUGACCUGAAGGCCUGGGCCUACGUUUCAGAUCUUUCUGACACGUUCAUGGUUACAAAAGCAGUUUUCAAGUCGUUCACUUUACAGUCUUGUGAUCUCAAGGAACAAGAUAUGUCUCAACUUGAAGCUAAUUUGUGCGAGAGACUUGAGGGAAAGAGAUUUCUACUUGUUCUAAACAUUGCGUCCCCUUUUAUUUUUGGAGGAUGGAAAGCCUUACAACCUCAUUUUAUAAAAGCUGCAAAUGGAAGCUAUGUUAUUGUAACUACACGCAAUGAACUCUCUGCAUCAUCAAUUAAACCUCUUUGUGUUUAUUACAUUAAGCCAUUAUCAGAUGAAGAUAGUUGGUCGUUGUUUGUAAAUUUUGCUUUUGGAGGCCAAAACCCAAGUUCAUAUCCAGAACUAGAAGAUAUUGGCAGACAAAUUAUGGAAAAGUGUUGUGGCUCUCCUUUAGCUUUAAGAACAGUUGGGUGUCUCUUGCGCUUGAAGCUGCAAGUUGAGGAGUGGGAUGCUGUACUAGAUCAUUUGAAGCAAAAUUUGGAGGAUUUUAAAACUGCAAUGAACAACACAUUAACACUGAGCUACAGCACAUUAAAACUGAGCUAUGAUCAUCUUUCUGCACAAAUAAAGUGA